Molecule: messenger RNA, 2551 nt
Organism: Pistacia vera
Lineage: Eukaryota; Viridiplantae; Streptophyta; Magnoliopsida; Sapindales; Anacardiaceae
Product: pentatricopeptide repeat-containing protein At1g62930, chloroplastic-like
Exons: 6
Coding region: 140-1837 (565 amino acids)
Molecular function (GO): protein binding
Source: RefSeq, a predicted model, not a curated record
AUCUGAACCCUGCAGGUUUCUGAUAAAUACAUUUUAUCCCACUCUCAUUUCCAGUGAGAUGUAUAAUUUAACCCUCAACACACAAAAGUUUAAGCCAGUGUGAACCCUCGAUAGAUUAUCCACAAACGACGCUACCGAAAUGAUGCUCAAAAGCUUGAUUCGUCGUUUUUCUUCUUCUCCUUCUUCAUUCACAAAAGCAGGUAAAGUGACUACAACUAUACCACAAGAUUUAGUACUUAAAGCAACCCAGCUUCAGAAAUUCCUUCAAAAAGAUUGUAAAGAAGGUAACAUCACUCUUGGUGAAGCACGCAAUUUCUUUUGUUUAAUGAUUCAUAUGCAACCCAAACCACCGAUUUCAUCAUUCAACAGGUUUUUUGGAGCUCUUGCUAAGAAGAAGUUUUAUAAAGAUGUUAUUUUACUUUACAAACGAUUGGGUUCAACGGGGUUGUUACCUGAUUUAAUUACUUUGAAUAUUUUGAUUAAUUGUUUUUGUAAUGUGGGUCGAGUUUGUGAUGGUUUUGCCGUUUUUUGGAGGAUUUUGACGUGGGGUUUUAACCCUGACGUUGCGACUUUUAAUUCUUUGAUUAAAGGUUUGUGUUUGGAGAAUAGGAGUUUGGAGGCUAUGGAGUUGAUCAAGAAAAUGGAUAUGUUUGGGAUCAGGCCUGAUAUUGUUUCUUAUGGUAGUAUUAUCAAUGGUCUUUGCAAAGAUGGUGGAGGAAUUAAGCCAAAUGUGGUUGUUUGUACCACUCUAAUUUACGGUUCUUGUUUUGUGAGAAAUUUGGAGGGGGCUAAAAGCUUGUCUUUUGAGAUGGUGGAUCAAGGUUUGCAGCCUAAUUUACUGACUUAUAAUACAAUGAUAAGUGGGUUUUGCAAAGAGGGGAAGAUCGACGAAGCUAAUGGGUUGAUGGAAUUGAUGAAUCAAAAAGCAUUGCAGCCUAAUGUGGUGACUUUUAAUUCAAUGAUAGAUUGGCUUUGCAAGGAGGGAAAGAUGGAGGAAGCUAAUAGGUUGUUGGAAUUGAUGAAUCAAAGAGGUUUGCAGCCUAAUAUUGUGACUUUUAAUACAAUGAUAAAUGGGCUUUGUAAGGAGGGAAAGAUGGAGGAAGCUAAUGGGAUGGUGGAAUUGAUGAUUCAAAGAGGACUCCAGCCUAAUGUGUUGACUUUUAAUUCAAUGAUAAAUGGGCUUUGCAAGGAGGGGGAGAUGGAAGAAGCUAAUGGGAUGAUGGAAUUGAUGAUUCAAAGAGGUUUGCACCCUGAUGUGGUGACUUUUAAUACAAUGAUAAAUGGGCUUUGCAAGGAGGGGAAGAUGGAGGAAGCUAAUGGGUUGUUGGAAUUGAUGAGUGGGAAGAUGGAGGAAGCUAAUGCAUACUUGAAAUUGAUGAUCCAAAGAGGUUGGCAGCCUGAUGUGGUGACUUUUACUACAAUGAUAAGUAGGCUUUGCAAGGAGAGGAAGAUGGAAGAAGCUAAUAGGUUGUUGGAAUUGAUGAGUCAAAGAGGUUCGGAGCCUAAUGUGGUGUCUUUUACUUCAAUGAUAAAUGGGCUUUGCAAGGACGGGAAGAUGGAGGAUCCUAAUGGGUUGUUGGAAUUGAUGAGUCAAAGAGUAUCUUGGAAUAUGGCUGCAAAUUUUGGGUUGAAAUUGGUGACGUUUAAUUCAAUGAUUAAUGGGCUUUGCAAAGAGGGGAAGAUGGAGGACGCUAAUGGGUUAAUGGAACUAACGAGUCAAAGAGGUUUGCAGCCUAAUGUGGUGACUUUUAAUACAAUGAUAAAUGGGCUUUGCAAGGUGGGGAAGAUGGAGGAAGCUAAUGGGUUGUUUGAAUUGAUGAAUCAAAGAGGUUUGUAGCCUGAUGUAGUGACGUUCACUAUAAUGAUAAGUGGGCUUUAUGAGGUGGGGAAAAUGGAGUAAGCUAAUGGGUUGCUGGAAUUGAUGAGUCAAAGAGGUUCAUCAAGAAUAUCCAUCAAUCAAAAGAAAAAUGCAACACUAGAACUAAUUACUGUUCCAAGAGUUGAUUUCUAAGGAUUUGAUCUCAAUUUUACUGAAGCUUUGCUUAUACGAUUUCUGGUGUGCAUCAUCUAAGCAAGGUGUCUUAGUUGAUGAAAUGACGGUCGUCGUGAUGAGACUAGGAGAUAUAUAUUGAGGAGAAGAAGCGUUUUAGGCUGAAGUGAGUACAAUUUGCAAACUCUUUCACAUGAACCAUGCUGCAAAAUUGUUGUUGAAAUUUGCAUGUCUGGUGUGGAAGAAGAUAGAAACAUGAGAUCAACAAUGGAUUCAAAAUUUGCACGGCUCUUUCAGAACAAGAAGCUGAAACUGAAGUCAACUGUGUGGAAAAUUAAUUGCUGCAAUAUUUGAGGUAUAAAUUUGUUUUCUGUUUUUGGUAUGUUUUUGUUUUAAGGAUUUCCAAGAUGAACAUUUUGAUUAUAUGAAGGAUUAACUCAUGGGAUUUGCAAAUGUAUCAUAGGAAGAGUGUAAUGUUUAUGCAAUAUAUUUGUGUAAGGUUUAGAAAAAAGAUUUUGUGUUUUCUAUUAGUUUGUGAGAGGACAAUAGACCUUCCUAAAU